GUAUUCUCUUCGGUAAGGGGGAGUCCUGGAAGGUGAUGCGUCGAUUCACCCUCUCCACGCUGCGGGACUUUGGGAUGGGGAAGAAGACCAUUGAGGAUCAGAUCAUCGAGGAGUCCCAGAGAAUGGUGGAGGUCUUCCAAUCCCACAAAGGAAAACCCUUUGACCCCCAAAUCAUCAUCAACUCUGCUGUCUCCAACAUCAUCUGCUCCAUCGUGUUCGGAGACCGCUUCGACUACAGCGACUCACAGUUCCUGAAUCUGCAAAGAAUUGUGAACGAGAAUGUCAGGCUGGGUGUGAGCCCCAAGACACAGCUGUAUAACAUGUUUCCUUUCCUGGGCUUCUUCCUGUCCGAUCACAAGAAGGCUCAUCAAAACGGAACAAUGUUCCAGGGGUACUUUAGAAACAUAUACAAGGAUCUUAAAGACACUGUGGACAGCAAUGACCUGAGGAGCUUCAUCGACACGUUCAUCUCCAGGCAGAGAGAAGAGGAGGCCAGAAACUCCAACAAGUAUUUCCACGAGGAUAACAUGGCCAUCACAUCUGGGAACCUGUUCGCUGCAGGGACUGAGACCACCUCUACCACCCUACGCUGGGGGCUGCUGCUCAUGAUGAAGUACCCGCACAUUCAGGCUCUCCUUCACGGCCUGGACGCCCCCAUCACUGCACACAAACACGUUCACAUCAUCAGCGUGGGCUGA
Polyodon spathula (Mississippi paddlefish) is the source of this 698-nucleotide messenger RNA. Its product is annotated as cytochrome P450 2K4-like. NCBI's taxonomy places the organism in Eukaryota, Metazoa, Chordata, Actinopteri, Acipenseriformes, Polyodontidae. The annotation marks the transcript as partial. Gene Ontology annotation, cellular component: intracellular membrane-bounded organelle; cytoplasm. Gene Ontology annotation, molecular function: oxidoreductase activity, acting on paired donors, with incorporation or reduction of molecular oxygen, reduced flavin or flavoprotein as one donor, and incorporation of one atom of oxygen; iron ion binding; heme binding. Gene Ontology annotation, biological process: xenobiotic metabolic process. The record is from RefSeq and is a predicted model, not a curated record. The transcript has 5 exons.